AUGUUUGGAAAUCUGUUUGAGGAGGACGACGAGGGAUUUUCCUCGGUGCCCACUGGAGGUAAUUUAGUCAAAGGGAAAAAAGAGGCCGAGCCGCCGCCGCCGAGAGGCAGCGUCAAUCUGUGCGGUAUCAAGAACCAAGGCGGCACAUGCUACCUCAACUCCUUGCUUCAGACCCUCCUGUUCACACCUGAGUUUAGGGAGGAGCUAUUUCUUCUGGGGCCAGACGAGCUGGGUUGCCUUGAGGAUAAGGACAAACCAGAAGCAAAGGUGCGAGUUAUCCCCCUUGAACUCCAGAGGCUUUUUGCUCACCUUCUAUUGGUGGAUGAACAGGCUGCCUCAACCACUGAUCUGACAGACAGCUUUGGAUGGACGAAUAAUGAGGAAACAAGUCAGCAUGACGUGCAGGAGCUGAACCGCAUUUUGUUCAGUGCUCUGGAAAGUUCUCUGGUUGGUACUUCUGGCAGCAGCCUCAUCCACCGUCUGUACCAUGGCACACUCGUCAACCAGAUCACCUGUAAGGAAUGUAGCAACAUCAGCGAGAGACAGGAGGACUUCUUGGACCUGACUGUGUCUGUCAGGGGUUUGAAUGGUCUGGAGGAGGCCCUGUGGAACAUGUUUGUGGAGGAGGAGGUGUUUGAUGGGAAUAAUCUGUAUCGCUGCAGCAAGUGUGACCGACUGGUCAAGGCAGCUAAGUCUGCCAAGCUGAGGAAACUCCCACCGUUUCUGACUAUGUCCUUGUUGCGAUUCAACUUUGACUUUGCCAAGUGUGAACGCUACAAAGAGACUGGCAGCUACAGCUUUCCUCUCUCCAUCAAUCUCAGGCCCUUCUGUGAGCAGACAGACCUGCCAGACUCUGAGUACUCGUAUGAGCUCUUCUCUGUCAUCAUCCACAAAGGAGGCUGUUACGGUGGCCAUUACCACGUCUACAUCAAAGACAUUGAUCAACUUGGCCACUGGGAGGCGCCAGAGGAGGAGACGAAAGCUAAGACGCAGAGGAAGGAAGUGAGAGUGAGUGAGCCUGUGGUGGAGAAAGAGGACCCACUGUCUGUGCUCGUUGCCAUAGUGGCACAGGAUGAAUCCAAGAGUGUCCUUGUGGACCAGCUUGGCCAAAAGCUGAUGGAAAAAAUUGGCUCCUCAUGGAAUAAAAAAUUCCGGAAGCAAUAUGGACCCAUCAGCAAGUUCCUUCAGAGCCACUCAGACGUGUUUUUGCUGGUUUCCAACGGAACCAGGGUGGCUCUUAAAGCUGGCACUCCGGUUCUGGCUGAGCCCAGUCUGAGUGAACCGGACGGCACUGUUGCGCUAAGCAGCAGCAGCAGCAGCAGCCAACAGAAAGUGGAUCCAGAACCAGAAUUCGGUGAUAGCGGCUACUGGUUUGACCUGAAUGACUCCACUGUGACAUCCAUCAGAGAAAAAGACAUAGAGAAACAGUUUCAGGGAAAGGAGAGUGCCUAUAUGCUGUUUUAUCGAAAAGCCACUCUACAUAGACCGCCGGAAGCCAAAGGAAACCCAGGAUACAAAAUGCCACCUCACCUACUUCAGAUGGUUGAAGAAGAGAAUGCCAAUCUUCAGAAGAGGAGAGAGGAGUUUGAGUCCAGCAGUAACAGUAUUGAGAUCAAGCUACAUCUGGCCCCCCACUACAAGAGCCAGAAUGGCGCCCUACAGCCUGUUGGUCAAGCCAGCGAUGCUGUGAUUACCAUUACCUUUGACCGGAGGAAGACUGUUGGAGACCUUCGUUUGGCUAUCUACCAGAUGCAGGAUCUUUGGGAGGGAGACAUGGCGUUGACCGUAGCUAAAAACUUGCCAGCUGGACUACACCUCUAUGACACACUCACAGAUGACCAGCAGUCUCUGUACAGUGCAGGAUUGAGUACCGGUUCUGACCUGUUUGUGUGGAAUGGGAGAGAGGUGUGUGGUGUGGAGAUGAAGACGGGCGUUGAGUGGGAGCCGUUGUUGCUGUCUGUGCUUCGUCCCUCUUUGGAGAACUUGGGUUCUGGGGACGGUUUUGGGGUGGGUGAUGCUGAUAGUUCUGGUCUGGUACGAUCCAUGCGGGGGUUCGCCAGAGGGGCUACUCUGGGGACUGUUAGGGAGGCCCUAGGACCCCAGGAGUCCCUGCUGUGUCAGGAGCAGAGUAAAACGAGCACCAGCGGGGGAGGUGCGAGCGGCUGGAGGGUUUUUCCUCCCCAGGACAUGCAGAGGACUCUCAGGGAGCUGGCACUGAAAGACGGGGAUGCUCUGCUCCUCCUGGAGCCUCAGGAGCUGGACAGCAGCAUCUUCAGUGUCAGUGGUGACAUGGUUACCGUGACGACGCCAUCCGACUGUCGCUGGUUGCAGGUGGAGUUUCGACUCCAAGGUGGAGCAAAAGAGGAAGAGGCGAGAAACGGAGAGGAAAAAGUAGAAGAAGGCAAAAAGGGCAAAGUUGCAGCAUGCGGCCAAAUGCUGCUGUCAGAAGUAAAGGAAAAAGCCAUUGAAGAACUGCUGUUACGGGAUCAGUUUAAAGGUGUGGAGUUUUGUCUGCGACAGAUGGAUCGAUCGGGGAAACUUUUGCCACCAGUGCGUGAAGAUUUAAGUGUGAAGGAUGCAGGUAUCAGGCUGAUGACAUCACUGUAUCUCUGUCCUGGAAAAGCACCCACGGCCAAUCAGCUGUUUCUCUACUUCACUGUGAGCACAGGGCCCUUUGUUGGUCAUGAGAUGGAGAUUAUUGUGGAUGAGACUAUCACUGUAAAAGAGUGUCUCAAUGCGACGUUGCAGAUGGCUGGACUUCAGGGUGAGUCUUGGCACCUUAGGAGAAUGGACUGGUGUGAGGAGGUUGGAGAACCUCUCAUGGAUGAGAAUGCAUCUCUUUUGGAUAUGAAAGUCAGCAACGGGGACACUUUGGUGGUCACAGAGGGAAAACUUCCCCCUAAGGGCUUUCUAAAGCUUUCUGUGUGGUUGUAUGUGGAUUUGAAAGACAGCUCUCUGUCCAAUGGCUGUGAGUUGAACCACACGGGGGAGGGAGCAGAGAAUCGGAGCUCGGAUGUCUUGCCCACAGAGUGGUCGGGAGUGGAAAUGAGGUUUGUUGGAUAUGUGGAGAUAUCUGAGGAGGCUUCCCUUGAUGAUCUGAAGACUCAGAUGAUGACUCUGCCAGCCCUGCUGGAUGUAUGUGUGCCCACCCCCGCUUUUCUACGGGUGUGGUAUCUGGAGGCUCAGCGACUGAGUAGGAUCCUCAGGGGAAACCAGCAGACCCUCCGGAAGCUGAAAUUGGGGAAUGGCUCAGAGGUCUGCGUGCAGAGGCUUCUGAAAGAGGAGGAUCUUGGGCUGAAGGAGCUUCUUCUCAGGGUCCAGGUGGGAGUUCCUGGACAGAGAGAGUAUUACCCGGCUGAGGAGUUUGUGUGGGAUGCUGGGCGGGAUGGUUCUCCCCGGGGCCUACGCGUUGCUCUGGCCUCCCAGUAUGGCCUCUCCCCUGACAGCCUGCUCCUCGCCAAACACCUCCCUGAUAAACACUGCUGGAUGGCCAUCUCUAACUGGACUCAACAGGUCUCUAAAAGGAAGAAGAAAAAGAAGGCCGAAAGUCUGCUGGGAGCUCCUUUCCACUUGAAAGACGGAGACAUCAUCGGCAUGAAAAACUUACUCGUGGACAGUAACAGAGAGUUCAGCACACUAGAGGACGAGCAGGGUCAGCAGAGGCUCCGAGAGCAAGCGGAGAGCCGCAGGAAAGGUGGGGAGACUGCCAGUGGUGGCCCUGUCCAGGAAACUAUGCCAGAGAAGAAGGCGGGUCAGGGGAAAAAUAGGAAACCGGAGGUAGCCUUGUCCAUUAAUGUUGGGGUGUUCAGAUAGCCAUGCUUCAGUA
This is a messenger RNA of Chanos chanos (milkfish), 3826 nucleotides long. RefSeq names its product ubiquitin specific peptidase 40 (gene usp40). NCBI's taxonomy places the organism in Eukaryota, Metazoa, Chordata, Actinopteri, Gonorynchiformes, Chanidae. The record is from RefSeq and is a predicted model, not a curated record. The coding region runs from base 1 to 3813 and encodes 1270 amino acids. The transcript has 31 exons. Gene Ontology annotation, cellular component: nucleus; cytosol. Gene Ontology annotation, biological process: protein deubiquitination. Gene Ontology annotation, molecular function: cysteine-type deubiquitinase activity.